Maylandia zebra (zebra mbuna) is the source of this 1440-nucleotide messenger RNA. Lineage: Eukaryota; Metazoa; Chordata; Actinopteri; Cichliformes; Cichlidae. The record is from RefSeq and is a predicted model, not a curated record.
CUAAUAGUUUUUUUCCAAGCCUUCUUUUAGUUAAAUAUUUUUUAUAAUAAAAAGUAUAUUUUAAUGGUAUGGAGUCUUAUGAAAUGAUGUACUUGUGCAAAACUGGUGUCUAAUAAAGAUGGCUUCUACCUCGGAGUCGGACACACCGUCAGUUUCUAACUUGGAGGAAAAAAGAAGCCGCCUCUGUGACGAGUUUGCAGCCAUAGCGGGAACUGAAAGCGCCGUGGCUCAGUGCUACCUGGCUGAGAAUGACUGGGAGAUGGAGAGAGCCUUGAACUCAUUCUUUGAGGCAGACAUGGAGAGAGUGUUUGAUGUUGAGGAGCUUCCAGAGAAAGACACCACCCCCAAAGCUAAGAGGCAGAAGGUUGAAGAUGCCCCUGCUGCAAACUGCCAAACUGUCUGUGGAAACAUUUGCAGCAUAGAUUUGACUGCAGACAGUCCUGCUACCACACGGAAACCUUCAGAAGAAGAUGAUGGUAAACUGUCCAUGAUCACCUGGAACGUGGACGGACUUGAUACGGACAACAUUGCAGAGCGUGCCAGAGGCCUGUGUUCAUAUUUAGUCUUAUACACUCCUGACGUGGUGUUCCUGCAGGAGCUCAUUCCCCCGUAUGUCCAGUACUUGAAGAAACGGGCUGUCAGCUACCUGAUGAUUGAAGGUGGUGAGGAAGGUUACUUCACAGGGAUGUUGCUGAAAAAGUCACGAGUCAAAUUUGUGGAGCGUGAGAUAGUAGCUUAUCCCACCACUCAGAUGAUGAGGAACCUGCUUGUUGCUCAGGUGAUCGUCAACAGCCAGAAGCUGUGCCUGAUGACAUCCCACUUUGAGAGCUGUAAGGGAUAUGCUGCAGAGCGGAUGAAACAGCUGCAUGUGGUGAUGCAGAGGAUGUCAGAGGCACCUGAUGAUGUCACCGUUGUGUUUGGGGGAGACACAAACCUGAGGGAUGCGGAGGUGACCAAGGUGGGCCUGCCUGCAACUGUCUGUGAUGUGUGGGAGCGACUGGGCAAACAGGAGCACUGCCGCUACACAUGGGAUACUAAAGCCAACAACAACAAAACUGUUCCGUAUGUCAGUCGCUGCCGCUUUGACAGAAUCUACUUCCGCUCGGCUACCAAGGAUGGAGUCCCUCGUCUGGCCCCUGAUCACAUGGCCUUGGUGGGGCUGGAGAAGCUGGACUGUGGCCGCUACACUAGUGAUCACUGGGGAAUCUACUCCACCUUCACAGCUGAAUAGAACUACACAAAACAACCAAAAACAUGACAGUUAAGCAUUUUAUUUUAGAUCAGCCGCUCUUUAAAUGACAGUAAUGCUAUGCAGGAAGAUGUUCUUAUUGCCGGUAAACGAUUCACCUUAAUUUAAUCAGUUUUAUACUCUAAUGUGUGUCUGCUUAAGUGUUUUAUGGGGUUAAAAUGACAAAUUAAAAAAUGAAAAGUACCAAUAAA